GACAGCUUUUCAUAACCUCGUACUCGAUUCGAUUCUCAUAAAAAGAAAAAUAAUCCAUAAGUCACAGGUCAGUUUUAAAACUAGAAAAAUCUAAUUUUAAGUGGUAAGAAGGAACUUUCCGUAUUGUUUUGAUCGGUUUUUAUGAACCGACAGCAUCUAAAAGUGAGGAAUUGAAAACCGAUGGGUGUAGGGCAUAUUUUUGUAUGGUACCAACAUAAAAUUGGAACAUAUGAUAAGCAACAAUGGGAAACAAAUAUCGAACAAAGAGAACAGAAAAUAAUUGGUUUGAAUCAUGUACAGACUAGAAGUACAAAACCAAAUACUGAUUUGAUAGAUCUCGAUCUUGUUAGAGGUUCGUCAUUUACAAAAGCCAAACCUCAACAUGGAUUUAUUAAAGUGACAAAGCUAGCAACAUUACGAUGCAUAUUUUUUCCUUUAUAUGGGAAGUGGUGGAUAAACCAGACAUCCUAUUAUGUUUUUACAAUUACUCUGUUAACUUACAUAGCAGAAGUAAUCAAUAUCAUAUAUUUUUUCAAUACAUACACUUCUAUUGAUCUUCAUAAUUCUGAUACUCAUUCCUUUAUGGAAAUAUUUGUACCUGCAAUAAUGAUGUGGGUUCUUAGUUUAAUCCACUCACAAAUAGUAGCUACAUCACCCAAUACAGAAAAGUUGUCUUCCCACAAAUUAAAAAGGAAAGUAUACAAAAAGAAGUCUAGCUUGAAAAAAAGCACCAAAUUGGUUAGUUGGAAUGACAAAGAAUAUUCAUCUAAACAAUCAACCAAGAAUAAUGAUAAUGUUAAAGAUUUGAAAGGGUCUGGAGAAAAAUCUGGAAGAAGUUGUAAAGAGAAAAUAGAAAGAACAUUCAUUGAAAAGUGCAAUGCUAAUUCAAAUGAUAAGCCAGUUCAUAAUGACUUUGCCAGUUCUGAUUCAGAAAGUGAGGCAAACACUGUGUUUGAGACCAAAAGAAGGCCAUCAGUACCAAAGAAACCGCCGGUACAUGUACCGAUAAUAAGCGUCAGUUCUUUAGAUGACAAUGGCUGCGACACGGACGAGGAAGAUGAAGAAGAAGAAGCUGUGUCAUCUGGUGACGUUAGGGCGGCUAACAACCAAUCCGACAACUUCUUAUGCGAUCUCACUUCCUCAGCAACUGAUUGGAUGGGAGUGACGACCAAUAGCGAAGAGGAAUGCAGUUACAGUUCUGAUCUCAAUGAUAAUUUGAUCGAAAUGCAGGAGUGUUCGAAGUACGAUAACGAAAUGGCACCCACGGCCAUUCUGAAUCCGCCGUCUGGGAAAGUGAGUUGCAUAAUAUGGGAACGCAACGAGAUAAAGAAGGCCGAUCUCUCGAUGCUGGAUAUAAGCUCAACAAUAAUCGGCAACGUCGAAUCAGUGCCCGAAUGCCUAGACUAUUUCUACGUAGGAGUUUUCUUCUCAGUCAUCUUAGCUGUACUACCAUUGGUUUGCCGCUUGUACUACAGUAGCUCAAACUCUUACCUGACGACGGUACACCAAGUGCUGGAGGAGAUUUACUUCAACGUGAGCACGUUGGAGCAGAAUGAGUCUUACAUAACGAAUUGCAAGAGAAUUUUUGGGGCGACGAUGCUGCAUUUGAAGGAGUACGUUCAGCACACGUUCAAUGAUGAUGUAGAAGACGUCGGUGUGUUGGUGAUAUCAUGCCUUCAACGUUGGAUACUCUCAAUGAUGAUAUUCUUUCUCUUGGCGAUAGCCGAAAGAACUUUCACGCAACGCGUUCUCUAUGCCAAGUUAUUUUCUCAUUUAACCUCAUCGAGGCGAGCGCGAAAAUCGGGACUACCACACUUCAGACUGAACAAAGUAAUCAACAUCAAAACUUGGCUGUCAGUGAGGUCAUACCUCAAAAAACGUGGACCACAGAGGUCAGUGGAUGUCAUCGUUUCUACUGCUUUCAUCGCAAACUUGCUGUUGUUGACGUUUUUGUGCGUCGAAGUCUUGAAGGAUUCAGUAGUCUUCUCCUUAGCGUAUAUGGAGGCCCUGAUUUGGUGCUUGGGCUUGGGCAUUUUUCUACUGAGGUUCAUGACGCUUGGUACAAAAAUCAACAAGAAAUAUAGAAAUCUGCCCGUUCUAAUAACAGAACAGAUUAAUUUGCAUCUACAGAUUGAGCAAAAACCGCAUAAAAAGGACGAGCUUAAUGUUGCUAACAAUGUUCUCAAGUUAGCUAUAGAUCUCCUAAAGGAAUUAGAAAACCCUUUCAAGAUAUCUGGACUUUCUGCGAACCCUAUACUGUACAACGUCACAAAACUAGUAAUUCUCUCAGCACUCUCUGGUGUUUUUUCAGAAAUACUAGGGUUUAAGUUGAAACUGCACAAAAUCAAGCUGAAAUAAUAGGAUAAACCUUUAUUUUCGUGAUAAGCUUUGAAAAAGCGGCAGUCUACAGAGUGAUAUUUUUAGUUUACCAAGAUUAUUGAUACCAUUAUGUGAGGCCAGUAAUGUUUACUUCAUACAGGGUGUUCAUUUGAAAACUUUCAACACAUCAGAUUUAUUUAUUUCAAAUGACAAGGGGUAUCGAGUAAUAUCUUGUUUAAAAGGUCUUUCGAAGUCCUUCGUUCUCAAGAAAAUUAGCAGCCGUUUUGAAUUUUUUGUAACCUAUACCGAUCCGACGAAUCCAAAUAAGAAUAGAAUAAAAUCAGAGAAUGUUACAAAUAUGACAGGAUCAAGCUUUCAACUAAUUUUUUCCUAGUUUUAAAGUUUAAAAUGAACCGGUUAGAGUAUAAAAGUUUUAAUUUGGCAUUCAUUUUCUGAGACAGGUAACCGAUGUGUCUAUCAAACUUCAAGUUGGAGUCCAAGAUAACACCCAGGUUUUUAGAAUGUUCUACCAUGGGGAUGUGCUCGUUAUUUAUAAUGAGUACAAUUGCGUCCUUUGUGUUAUUAUUAAUGUGUUUCGGAGAAAAAAGCAUACUUGAACUCUUUUCAGGAUUGAUCAUGAGACAGUGCUUUUUACAAAAAUCCGUAAUAUUGAUUAGGUCAGUAUUAAUUUUAAACGACACUUCAUUUAACUGAGCAUAUUUGAAGUGAAAUGAUAAUUGUAUGUCAUCAGCAUACGUUUGUAUAGAACAAAAUUCAACACAUGAGUCGAAGUCUAUAGUGUAAAUUAAAUAUAGCAUAGAUCCCAGAACUGACCCCUGCGGAACGCCAGACGAAACCACAGUACUAGAAGAGACGCCCCUGACCGUCUUAACUACCUGUUUUCUUUUUUCAGAUAGUCCAAUGUACUUCAGCUUGCUGAACAUGAUUUUGUGAUUAUCUGUAUCAAAGGCUUUUGAAAAAUCAAUCACCACUAAUAUGGUAUUCAUAUGUCUGUCUAAGUUACCUACGAUGUUGUCAGUUAGAUGUAGCAAAGCUGAAGUAGUGCUAUGUCCCGCACGAAAUCCUGAUUGAUGAGGAGGAAACAAGUUAUUUUGCUCUAAAUAUUCCACUAGUUGAAUGUACACUGCUUUCUCUAAUACCUUCGAACAAAAGCACAGCAAACUAACAGGCCGCAAAUGAUUAUGAGUGGUUGGAUUUUUUGCUUUGUCUAAAGGGAUGAUAAUGAUCCACCAUGAAUUAGGAUCAUUUCCAAUCUUUCGGCUAGUGUGUAAACCAUUUUGGAAGUAAAAUCUGAAUUAAUAAAUUAAUUUUCACUAUCCCAAGAUUGUCACAAAGGUAACUGACAGCAAAUUAAAUUAUUUCUUUCCCUAAGCAACAAAUAACUAAACAGGUUCGCCCAGAAUAUCUGGGUUGAUGAAAAGAAUGCGGAAAAAAAAUCGGGUUAUUUGGUUGUCGCUGUUGCUGUUUAUGUUGGCAGUUUCCGUUUUAAAUUAUAAACGAAUUGUAGAUUUGGUAAACACCUAAUGGGCAACAUUUUGAACGUUUAUUGAAAUAAAAUGUGAUAUUUUGGUGUGUGUGUCGUGAAAACGACUGAUUUUAAAAAAUCAAACCUAAAUAAAGGACGUUCAAAUAAGCUAUUACUCGAUACCCCUUGUCAUUUAAAAUUGUUAAGUGAAUGACCCUGGAAGUGAAGUAGUUUUUGGUUAAAAAGCUGUCCCCUUGACGUUUUUUCUUUUAAUCAGUAAUUUUCCAUAAAUCUGUGGUGGGGAAUAUUCAAAUGAACACCCUGUAUAUGUGUUUAUUAAUUUAUUCAGCAAGCCGUUUUGAACAGCUAUUUUUAUGUUUAAUUUUACAUAUUUUAAUUUACCUCACGCCUGCUGGCGAGGAAGUAUUGUAAUCGUUAAAAAGUUCGAAAAUGAGAUAUUGUAUUUUGAAAUUCGGUCAAGUGGUGGCGGAGCUAGGGGCAAAAAAAUAAAAUUCUUCAAACUUUUUUUUGAUAUUUCAGCAGCUCCUCAAUAUUUUCAGAAAAGUCUUUGUAUUGGGGUUGUAAGCGGUAGGUAUAUCUCAAAUGCUUUUUGUUAGUAUAGUUAUAAGCUCCGAACACCGGUUAUUAUACGCACCUAUUGGAACAUAUUUCACACAUGAUAAAUUUCCCUGCACAUUUGUCAUUGAAACUUGAAUGAAAAAUGUUUCCGAUACGCGUCCCUGGUUUUGUUGUCCUGUGUUCAGCAGCUGGCGUGCCGGUCUUUAUGAGUUUCCUAUAUUGCCGCGUCAUGCGGAGAGUGUGCGGAAGGGCGACGUUGUCAGUAUUACCGGUAGGGCAGGGAAAUAAUGUCUAUGGACCUGUUUGACUAACUUGAUCCAGUUAUUUUUUUUGUUGUACAUGUACAAGUGCAAAAUCAGCCUAUUUGAUGCCAUUUUUUUAGUAGUAUUUUCUAUGAAAAGCUCUCCGUAUAGUACCUGCAGGUUGUCAUUUAUUGAACGUUUCUGUGGAAAAAUACGCUUUUAUAGCAUUAAAUGCUUCUUGUGUUGUUUAACAAUUUUAAUUGUGAUAGUAGU
This is a messenger RNA of Acanthoscelides obtectus, 4899 nucleotides long. The record is from the annotation of a GenBank genome assembly. Lineage: Eukaryota; Metazoa; Arthropoda; Insecta; Coleoptera; Chrysomelidae.